This is a messenger RNA of Lemur catta (Ring-tailed lemur), 2151 nucleotides long. Its product is annotated as T-cell surface glycoprotein CD1b-like. Gene Ontology annotation, cellular component: external side of plasma membrane. Bases 93 to 1292 code for a protein of 399 amino acids. The transcript is spliced from 9 exons. NCBI's taxonomy places the organism in Eukaryota, Metazoa, Chordata, Mammalia, Primates, Lemuridae. Gene Ontology annotation, biological process: immune response; antigen processing and presentation, endogenous lipid antigen via MHC class Ib; antigen processing and presentation, exogenous lipid antigen via MHC class Ib. The record is from RefSeq and is a predicted model, not a curated record. Gene Ontology annotation, molecular function: lipopeptide binding; endogenous lipid antigen binding; exogenous lipid antigen binding.
AGGAAGUCACUACAAGCUAUGAGAAAAAGGGUUUGCUGCAAUCAGAUGUCAAACACCAGCUUUGCUAGUCAGAAGUUCCAUCUCCCACUGAAAUGCUGCUUCUUCCAUUUCAACUGUUAGCAGUUCUCUUCCCAGGUGGUGACAGCGAAGAUGCCUUCCAGGGACCAACCUCUUUCCGGGUCAUCCAGAUUUCAUCCUUUGCCAACAGCACCUGGGCACACAAUCAAGGUUCAGGUUGGUUGGAUGAUUUGCAGAUUCAAGGCUGGGACAGUGACUUGGGCACUGCCAUAUUCCUGAAGCCCUGGUCCAAGGGCAACAUCAGUGAUGAAGAGGUUGCUGAGCUGGAGGAGCUAUUCCAAGUCUACUUUUUUCUAUUUACUCAAGAAAUACAGGGGUAUGCCAGUGAAUUCCAGCUGGAAUACCCGUUUCAGAUCCAGGGCAUAGCAGGCUGUGAGCGACAUGCUGGAGGUUCCAUAGUAAGCUUCUUGAGGGGAGCUUUAGGAGGAUUGGACUUCCUGAGCUUCGAGAAUGAUACAUGUGUGCCUGCCCCAGAAGGUGGCAUCAGGUCACGGAUAUUCUGUGCACUAAUCAUGCAAUAUAAAAUUGCCAUCUACAUUGUGAAGAAGCUCCUCUUAGAAAUCUGCCCCCGAUAUCUCUUGAGCGUCCUCUAUUCAGGGAAGGCAGAAUUGCAAAGGCAAGUAAAGCCCGAGGCCUGGUUGUCCAGUGGUCCCAGUCCCGGGCCUGGCCGUCUGCUGCUGGUGUGCCAUGUCUCAGGAUUCUAUCCAAAGCCUGUGCGGGUGAGGUGGAUGCAGGGUGAGCAGGACCACCCAGGCACUCAGCACAGUGACCUCCUGCCCAACGCUGACUGGACGUGGUAUCUCCGAGUGACCCUGGAUGUGGCAGCUGGGGAGGCGGCUGGCCUGUCUUGUCGGGUGAAGCACAGCAGUCUAGAGGGCCAGGACAUCAUCCUCUACUGGGGACACCCCAUCUCCACUGGUUGCAUCUUUUUGGCAAUAAUAGUGCCUUCCUUGAUCCUUUUGGUGUGCCUUGCAUUAUGGUAUAAGAGGCGCCGGACCUGCACGAGCCUCACCUUCCUUCAUCCAGGGAGUUGCAGAAAGCCAGGGAUGGUGAUUUCUGGUCUCCUUGAGCAUGUGUGCAGCCUCGCACAUGCACAGAUCCUUCCAGAUAUCCAGGAACAUGUGGGAGCUUCUCAAGUCUCAAGACCAUGGAUAUUUUGUUCCCAGGACCUCUCUCUAGCCUGUCUGGCUGGUCUGCAGCACCCGAAGCUCUAGGAUCCCAUCAUCCAGCAGCAGAAGAGCCCGUCUCCUCCCACAUGCUCCAGAUCUCCUGGUUUGCCAACCACAGCUGGGCGCACACCCAAGGCUCUGGCUGGCUGGGUGAGCUGCAGACUCACUCCUGGGAUGGCAUCGUGGGCACCAUCCUCUCUCUGUGGCCAUGGUCCCAGGGAUAUCUUAACAAAGAGGAGUUGAAGAACUUUCCGGUGCUGCUCCAGUUGUACUUCCAUGGUUUUGCCAGGGAAUUUAAGCCCUUUGCCAGCCAAUUUCAGUUUGAACACCCCUUCGAGGUCCACAUGUCAGCUGGGUAUAAAAUGCACGCUGGAAAGGCCUGAGAAAUCUUCAUAAAUGGGGCAUAUCAAGGAUCAGAUUUCCUCAGUUUCCAAGGAAGUUCCUGGGUGCCAUCUCCAGCAGCAGGGACUCGGGCCCAGAAUGUCUGCAAGGUGCUCAAUCAUUACUGAGAUAUUAAAGAAAUACUGCAGAGCAUUCCUGGUCACACCUGCCCUCGAUUUCUGGCAGGCCUCCUUGUAGGGGGAAAGUCAGACCUGGAAAGACAAGCUCAGACUGGAACUUUAUUUCUCCCCAUGUUUCCUGCACUGCUUUUCCCAUGGGAGCCAAUGAACACCAGGGGUUCAGGACAUAAGAUCUGCUUGGCACAACAAUCGUGGAUCUUGAAGAAGUGGAAAACAUGAUAAACCAACUCUGAUAACAUUAGUUUCAUCUUAAACAUAAAAUCCUUGUCUGUAUUUUAAAUAUGUUUAUGUGUAAUAAAUAAGUAUUAUUUUAUUAAAACAGUUUGUUGUAGCAAAGAUACUGGUCCCUUUAGCAAUAUGUGUUUUUUGUUUUUGUUUUUGUU